AUGGUAAAUGAAAAAAAGCCUGUUAUGUUUCCUAUUCCUGAAAGUACUGGCUUUAUGAAGAAGAGGUCAUAUAGUGUCCAGAUCCUAGCAUUUCAGGAAGUGUCUGUGGUAGGUGCUGCAGGUACUCUGCUGCUGUGUUUUGACUGCUCUGUCCCUCAGGAAUCCAAAUCAAUAGGUCCUAUUAAAAAUAGCCCAAGUGAAAAACGACACAUAGCCAGCCUGGAGAAGAACCUCUAUGCAGAUAUAGAAGCUGCUUGGCUUGUUCUUAUGACAAGAUAUGGCAUUGACCCUGAAAAUGUGAGUAAAUAUGGACAUAGUAGAGGGACAGGACCAUCUGUGGGUCUUGCUGCUCAGUCUGAGAGUGCUGCUGCUACUAUUCAUUCUCCUUUGACCUCGGGAAUGGAAGUCACUUUUCCUGACACUAAGAAGACCUACUGUUUGGAUACAUUCCCAAACAUUGACAAAAACUCUAAGAUAACAUCUCCUGUAUUAAUAAUUCAUGGGGCUGAAGAUGAAGUCAAUGACUUCUCACGUGGCCUUCCAUUGUUUGAGCAUUGUCAAAGACCCAUGGAGCCUCUGUGGGUCAAGGGGGCAGGGCAAAAUGAUGUGGAAAUUUAUAGAUGGUACCUUGAAAGGUUGAACCAGUUUGUGUCACAAAAACUGCUAAAUUUGUAA
Messenger RNA from Odobenus rosmarus divergens (Pacific walrus), 675 nucleotides. RefSeq names its product abhydrolase domain-containing protein FAM108B1-like. The transcript is spliced from 3 exons. Bases 1 to 675 code for a protein of 224 amino acids. Lineage: Eukaryota; Metazoa; Chordata; Mammalia; Carnivora; Odobenidae. The record is from RefSeq and is a predicted model, not a curated record.